CCACGCAGCGCCGCCAUGUCCGAGAGCGCGCCCGCUCCCGCUGCUGAGGCAGCGCCCGCCGCCCCGGCCCCCGCCGCCAAGGCUGCCGUCAAGAAGCCGAAGAAGGCGGCGAGCGGCUCCAAAGCCCGCAAGCCCGCGGGGCCCAGCGUCACCGAGCUCAUCACCAAGGCCGUGUCCGCCUCCAAGGAGCGCAAGGGGCUCUCCCUCGCCGCGCUCAAGAAGGCGCUGGCCGCCGGCGGCUACGAUGUGGAGAAGAACAACAGCCGCAUCAAGCUGGGGCUCAAGAGCCUCGUCAGCAAGGGCACCCUGGUGCAGACCAAGGGCACCGGCGCCUCCGGCUCCUUCCGCCUCAGCAAGAAACCCGGGGAAGUGAAGGAAAAAGCCCCCAAAAAGAAAACUGCAGCUAAGCCCAAGAAGCCGGCGGCUAAGAAACCCGCCAGCGCUGCCAAGAAGCCCAAGAAGGUGGUGACAGCGAAGAGUCCCAAGAAAGCCAAGAAGCCGGCGGCCAAGAAAGCGGCCAAGAGCCCAAAGAAAGUAACAAAGGCUGUCAAGCCCAAGAAAGUGGCGGCAGUAGCGAAGAGCCCGGCUAAGGCGAAGGCGGUGAAGCCCAAGUCAGCCAAGCCAAAAGCUGCAAAGGCAAAAGUGGCCAAGGCUAAGAAGGCGGCUCCUAAAAAGAAGUAAAG
This is a messenger RNA of Poecile atricapillus (Black-capped chickadee), 683 nucleotides long. RefSeq names its product histone H1.11L-like. Gene Ontology annotation, cellular component: nucleosome. The transcript has a single exon. The record is from RefSeq and is a predicted model, not a curated record. Lineage: Eukaryota; Metazoa; Chordata; Aves; Passeriformes; Paridae. The coding region runs from base 16 to 681 and encodes 221 amino acids. Gene Ontology annotation, biological process: nucleosome assembly. Gene Ontology annotation, molecular function: DNA binding; structural constituent of chromatin.